CUAGUACAUCGAAAGGCUUUGAAAAUGUGGAAUUUUUUUAAAAACUUUGUUUAUGCCGUGCUUUUAGUUAAUAUGACAAUUGGGGCUGUUCACUGCUCCUGGGAUCCAUACAAAGUAUUGGGCCUGAAGAGGGGAGCAUCAAUCCCGGAAAUCCGCAGAGCUUACAAACAGAGUGCGAGAGAAUGGCAUCCAGAUAAAAAUAGAAAUGAAAAUGCCGAAUCAAAAUUUGUUGAAGUGAAUAAGGCAUAUGAGUUACUAUCAGAUCCUGUGCGAAGAAAACUGUUUGAUCAGAAAGGAGUUGUGGACGACAGUCUUAAUAGAAACAUGCACAACCCAAAUAACAGAUUUGGUGAUGGAGCAUCAUUUUUCUCUGGACACGGUGGGUUCAGAUUCCAGUUUAAAAUGUCAGAGAUGACUGCAUUUCACCAGUAUAGGAUUACAUUGAGGAGAUAUGAAAAUUUUAUUCUCCCACAAAGCCAGAAUCAGCCGUAUCUGAUAUUAGUCUAUUCUGAAUGGUGUCUGAUGUGCCUCCAUGUAUUGCCAAUUUGGCAAAGAUUAGUGGAAGAUUUGAAUCCAAUUGGGAUUAAUUUAGCUACAGUGCAUUUCGACCAAGAAGUGGAAUUGGCCAAUAAACUUGGAGGAAGGAGAGGGGAGCUUCCACAUGUUGUAUUGGUUAUGGAUUCAAGAAUUUCACACUACAUUGAAGAUGAGCUCAGUAAUUCCAAAGUUAUAGAAUUCAUCCGCAGCCGAUUUUCCCGUAAUCUGAUUGCUUUCGUCAAUGAUCAGAACAUAAAUGAGUUUAUAGGUGGUUGGAAGGAUAACAAAGUCCGUGUUAUGCUGUUUGGCAAACUUGAAUUAGUCCGUCUGCGGUAUUUAACCUUGGCUUUUAAAUAUAGACCACACACAUUGUUUGGUUACGCACAAUUAAAUCUAGAGACAACACGGGCCAUUGUCGACAAAUUUGGUAUACCUUUGAAAUUAGAUUCUCUUUUACUGUUUCAAGAAGACCGCGACCGACCAGCUGCAAGAUUAAGCAUGGCGGACUUACCGUAUUCGACAUUGAAAGACAUAAUCGAAACUAACAAAUACCUUCAACUGCCAAGACUUUCAUCUCAAAAAAUGCUAGAUCUGCUGUGUCCUCCUGAGAGCUCUAACGUCCGCCGGCGCUUAUGUGCGAUUCUUGUAACAGAGGAUCGAGAAGAGGAUGAAGAGGCGCGGGAACAACUUCGACACUUUACACGACAGUUCAAAUUUAGCCGUGAUCGCAUUGUCUUCAGCUAUCUUUUUCGGGAAAAACAGACAGAAUUCCUACGUGCACUUUUAGAAGACGGGAAAUCUCCAGCUGAGGCAACAACUAAAGUAGUUAUAGUUUGGCGUCAAGAUAUCCAGCGACUCAGCUACAGUUGGUUGCCUCAGCCGUUUGUUUCUGGAGCCGAUAACUGGAAUUCUAGUGUCAACUAUCUUCAUCGUACCUUAAUCAAAAUCUUGGGUAGCGCACAACCAUUAGCCCAUACUACUUCGAUGAAAGAACUUGUUGAUGAAUAUGCUCGAGGUAUCUUAGGGCGAAUUACUGCUCGUCUAGUAACAACGGCUGAAAUCCUUAGAGAUCAUUUCACUCGUCAAGAACUUCUUGCUGUUGGCUCAGUUGUUGGAACGGUUCUCUUUAUUGCUGCUGUUGGAUACGUCAUGACUUAUCUUGUACGUUUGGAAGAAGAAACAAUAAGAAAAACAAACAAAGGGUUACCCAAAACCCCUCGGCCAACUACGACAGAAUUAAAACUACACGAACUUCGGUCGGAAACCUACAAUGGCAUGGUUAGGCUACUUAAACCUGGUUGCCGUACAGUUGUUUUAUUACUGGAUAACGAGUCAAUGGACGUUUUAAUACCAAAGUUUCACAAAGCCGUUUGGCCUUACCGAAAGAACAAAAGUUUGCUAUUCGGCUGGAUGAACAUAGACCGCGGUCUGCCUUGGUACAGCAGACUGUUAAAUUUGGCAUUGAAGAUCGCUGACGAUGAUGAAGGAACUGAUGUUACGCUGGAUUCCAAUUCCGUCAAACCCAAAAACUGUGUAGGAACUGUUGUCUCUCUUAAUGGACAUCGACGCUAUUUUUGUAUCUACCACGCUCGUCAUCCAGAAUGCGUUUCCGAUAGUGGCGCAAAGAGAAUGCAAAACAUGGCCCGGCGUUUAACUGUUUCGAAUCGUGUUAUGAACGAUGCGAGUGGAGCAUUUAUGGGAUUUGAUUCAUCUUUGGAGGAUUCAGACAAUUCGGAUGUUGAAAGGGGUGACCUUCUGAAAUCACAGGAUAUGGAGCCAUUGAUCACAAGCGGUUUGGGUUUACACACCCAACAAUUUUCGACAGAUUUUGCUUUAGAAGGACUUUCAAAUUGGCUAGAUCGUCUUUUCGAAGGCACAACACAACGCUAUAACAUUAAUUAUUGGCCAGAUUUUGGAAACCUUUGAAUUUUUUUAAACUGCUAAUUGCUUGAGUAAAGUACCCCUAGUCAAUGUUUUAUUAAUCUGUUUUCUUUUUGUAUGACUGAACAUUUGAGGCCAUCUCAGUAUUUUGUUUACCAAUUACAUUGUCUCUAUGUUACAUUUAAACCAAGUUUAAUCCAGAAACUACACAGUUAAGAUAUUUGUCAAGUAAAGACAAAAAUGCUUAAGUGCUAUUUAAAGGCUAAUUCUCAAGAGGAAUCCUUCCCAAUUUGGUUAACAUUGUUCCUUCUAAAUGCCUGAUUUUCAACCUAUAAGAUCACAUUAAAAUACUGCAUUAUAAGAAUAAUAGACUUUUACCUUAAUCAUGUCUGCUCCAACUAAGUAGGGCAUAUUUAAUUUGUAAUGGCAAUUUGACAUGCCCAUUCCUGCUCCAACUCCCACACCAAAUACAGCAGGCCAUGAUUUCCCUAAGUUAAUAUAUUGGUUACCAAAAUAUUUGACAGAUUCAGAAAACGAUUAUUCUUACGCUUAAACAGGAGCAGAGAGAAUAAUGUACCAGUGAUCAAUCCACCCCCUGUUGAAAUUGUAAGUUUAAUACAGUUACUGCAACCCUCUUAAAUGUAAAUACCUAAUUUGAUUAAUGCGUCAGCCACACAUGAAUCAACUGUGUUGGCAAGCACAUCUUCUGAAUUUUUUGAGGAACCCAUAACUUUUUUAUUACAAUGAAAAGAUGUAACCUCAACGACCAACUAUGCGGCAGAUUAAUAAAGAAGUGGAAUCGUCUGCUACUCCAAGGCCUACUUUAUGGUUAAGGCCCGUAAGGCCGUAAACUUGAAUACCUCCAUGGCGGUAGGCGUUACCAGAGUAAUAGAAUACGGUAUUCUAUUACUCUGGCGUUACCAAGCGAGCCAAUCAGAGAAAAAAACUUGAGCUACGACUACACCAUCUGGCGCUCGCAACUGUUGCCUCGUUCAACCCCAAGUUAUUUUGAUUCUCUUCCACACAGUCUCAGCAACCUAUUCUCAGCUAGCGUCGCUAGCAUGUGUUGGCCCGGCAACACGCACUGACUAGGCAGUACGUGUAUCGAUGCACCUCUCCUUUUUCUCCCUAGUCCCUAUGCUUCUGCACGGUGUACGGGACGCCUCCUUCAUUUGUUUUUUUUGCUAGUUGUUUUUCGUGCUGGUUUCCUUUCAUUUUUCGUCGUCUGCUGCACUGCAUUAAUUGUGCUACUGCUACUUCUUCACGCAUCAAGACAUUUGUUCUAUCUCAAACCUAAAUAUACAUUUUACUGUUCCAUUCCUUUAGUUCUCAGCCUGAUGAACCGUCGCCAAUGGAUGCUGCUAUAGCUGUGCAACUCGCACCUAGUCCUUACUUGACUGCGCAAGAAAAGGAAAAGCUUUGUAAAUCUCCAGCUGCGCCACCAGUUAGGUCACAAGCCUCUUUAAUUGCCCAUGUUUCGAAUGUGGCACUCCAGCCUGCUACGGCAAGAUAAGCAAUUACCUAAAGAUAUUUGUUUUUUCUUAAACCUAAAUACGAAUUUUCCUGUUUUCCAUUCCUAGUUCUCAGCCUGGUGGACCACCACCAAUGGAUACUGCUAUAUCUGUGCAACUCGCACCUAGUCCUCACUUGACUGCGCAAGAAAAGGCAAAGCUUUGUAAAUCUCGAGUUGGGCCACCAGCUAGGUCACAAGCCUCCUUAAUGGUGACGGUGUUGAAAGCAGGUCUCAAGCCUACUACGUCAAGAUCCGCGGCUGAUAGUUCGCAACCAUCGUCUUGAAAAACAAUUAAACUCGGUGCGCCUAUGCCUGCUGCUAAGCCAAUUUUGUCAAAAUUUCUUGACCCGAAUCAUACUGCCCAAAGAAAGAUGUACUCUGCCAAAAGUAUUGUUGCCAAAGAUUCCCAACUAGUUUCCGGUCACACUCAAGAAGUGGAAUUGUAGGGGAUUUUUAUUUAAAUGUGUUUCUCUUCUGUUAACGCCUCUGAAUUUUCAUCCAGUCUUAAGCGUGGAAUUAUAUGUUUUUGUAUGUUGGCGUAUCUGGAAAAGCAAAAAUAAAUUUUCAAAUGUCCUUA
Messenger RNA from Daphnia magna, 4508 nucleotides. RefSeq names its product dnaJ homolog subfamily C member 16 (gene l(3)80Fg). Lineage: Eukaryota; Metazoa; Arthropoda; Branchiopoda; Diplostraca; Daphniidae. The record is from RefSeq and is a predicted model, not a curated record. The transcript has 16 exons. The coding region runs from base 25 to 2463 and encodes 812 amino acids.